AUGUCGACCACUACAGCAUCAACAUCAACUGAAGUAUGCGAUGGAGAAAAUUUGGCAAUUAUAUUAGCACUCUAUUGGGUUCUUUACUUGAUUAUUAAUGCUGUCGUAUUUGCUGUAGCCAUGUAUGCUCUUAAUAGAUGUAUCACAGGUGGCAAAACUCCUGAUCAUAAAAAGAAAGAUAAAAUUCAUUCUGUAGCCCGUCAAAGCAGUCAGAGUAGUCGAGCAAGUCUUGUGUCACGUGAAAAACACUGA
Rotaria sp. Silwood1 is the source of this 252-nucleotide messenger RNA. The record is from the annotation of a GenBank genome assembly. Lineage: Eukaryota; Metazoa; Rotifera; Eurotatoria; Philodinida; Philodinidae.